AUGGCCAUCAAGUCAACUACUGAGAAGGUGAAAGUUGCCAUUGAUCGUGGUGGCACCUUCACCGAUGUGUGGGCUAGUCUUCCAGGGCAGUCCGACGUUGUUCUCAAGCUGUUGUCGGUUGAUCCCGCCAACUACAACGAUGCUCCAACAGAGGGAAUCCGCCGCGUCCUGUCGCUCUACCGGGGCGAGGAAAUCCCCCGAGGUGUCCCUCUUCCUAAAGGCGAUCUCGAGUCAAUUCGCAUGGGCACCACCGUGGCAACAAACGCCCUACUCGAAAGAAAAGGAACAAAACAUGCAUUCCUUGUGACCAAAGGGUUUUGCGAUCUGCUAAAGAUCGGUUAUCAGUCUCGGCCGCGGCUCUUCGAUUUGAACAUCGUGAAGCCGGAGGUGCUGUACUCGGAUGUGCGAGAAAUCAACGAAAGAGUCACAAUAGAAGGCUUCGAUGAAGAUCUAGACGGCCUCUUCCAAACCGACCAGGAAAUCCCCGGCGUACUCGUGAAGGGAUCCAGUGGCGACAUGAUCCGCAUCUUGCAGCCGCUGGAGGAAUCGGCUGUGCGCCAAACCCUGAAAGAGUUGCGGUCGAAUGGCGUCGAUACACUCGCCGUGUGCCUCACACACUCUUACGUCUUUCCAGAGCACGAGGAACGAAUCAGGAACCUGGCGGUGGAAGAGGGCUUCACCCAUGUUUCUCUGUCGUCGUCUGUCGCUGCGAAGAUGAUCAAGAUGGUUCCACGAGGAAGCUCGGCAUCUGCAGAUGCGUAUCUCACGCCUGAAAUUAAGAAAUAUCUCCGUGGCUUCGCCAAGGGUUUCCAGGAGGGGAACCUCGACGGCGUCCGCUGCGAUUUCAUGCAGUCGGAUGGCGGGUUGGUGAGCCACGACAGUUUCAGUGGUCUUCGGGGCAUUCUCAGCGGGCCUGCCGGAGGGGUCGUGGGUUAUGCCCGUACAUCCUACGACAUAGGAUCCCAAACACCCGUCGUGGGCUUCGACAUGGGCGGCACAUCCACAGAUGUCUCACGCUACGGGGGUACCUUCGAGCACGUCUUCGAGAGCAAUACCGCCGGCGUCACCAUCCAGAGUCCCCAGCUGGAUAUCAACACCGUCGCAGCAGGUGGCGGAUCGAUCCUCUUCUGGCGAAACGGACUCUUCGUUGUAGGCCCCGAGAGUGCCUCUUCACACCCAGGCCCGGCUUGCUAUCGCAAAGGCGGUCCUUUGACGGUGACAGAUGCCAAUCUGUUCCUGGGGAGACUUAUUCCAGAUUUCUUCCCCAAGAUCUUUGGCGAAGAUGAAUGUCAGCCACUCGAUUCGGAGAUUGUAAAAACAAAAUUUAUUGCGUUAACUGACCAGAUCAACCGCGAGACUGGCAAGUCUCUCAGUCCCGAGGAGGUUGCGUGUGGAUUCUUGGAUGUGGCGAAUGAAGCCAUGUGUCGACCGAUUCGCGCUUUGACUGAGGGCAAGGGAUAUGAUAUUGCGCACCACAACUUGGCCGUGUUUGGAGGCGCAGGUGGGCAGCACGCCUGCGAUGUGGCCAGGACCCUCAAAAUCUCCACGAUUGUCAUCCAUAAGUUUUCAAGUAUAUUGUCUGCAUAUGGAAUGGCGCUGGCAGACGUGGUCCAGGAGGCCCAGGAGCCCGUGAACGAGACAUAUAGCGAUUCCUCUCGUGGUCGGCUCGAAACUCGACUUUCAAUACUGCAAAAACGAGUACGAGAACAGCUUCUCCGCCAAGGUAUCUCAGAUGGUGACAUCUCGUACGAGAUGUACUUCAACAUGAGAUACCAGGGCACGGAAACCUCGAUCAUGGUCCUGCAGCCUUCCAACGGCGAUUUCAAAGCCGAGUUCCAGAAAACCCAUUUGCGCGAAUUUUCCUUUAUCUUCCCAGAUGGCAGGCCCAUUUACGUUGAUGACGUGCGAGUGCGAGGCAUUGGAGCUAGUGGCCGCAAAGAUUGGGAUGGUCAGCAGCUAGGAGAGCAACUGCGCAAUGUAAACUUCCAGCCGGCUUCAAAUAAACUUGCCGAGCGAAUGGUUUCGAUGUACUUCCAAAAUGUCGGAUAUCAAUCGACCCCAGUGCUGCUGCUCCAGAACUUGUCACCUAACCUCUUGGUCGAAGGGCCUGCGGUGAUUAUUGACCAGACACAAACUCUGGUCGUGACCCCUGGCGCUGUAGCAAAGGUCCUGGCCUCGCACAUCGUUAUUGACAUCACCUCUACAACAGCGACAACGGUGAAAGAACCAUCUGUAGUAGAUCAUAUUCAGCUCUCAGUCUUCGGGCAUCGGUUCAUGAGCAUCGCCGAGCAGAUGGGCCGCGCUCUUCAGAAAACAGCCGUGUCUCUCAACAUCAAAGAGCGCCUUGACUUUUCAUGUGCGCUUUUUGGACCCGAGGGAAACCUCGUUGCAAAUGCACCCCAUGUCCCUGUUCAUCUUGGCUCAAUGAGCUAUGCAGUCAAGUACCAGCACCAACUGCACAAAGGGAAAUUGUCGCCGGGAGACGUUCUCGUCGCCAACCACCCCGAAACUGGAGGAACCCAUCUCCCUGACAUCACGGUCAUCACACCAGUAUUCGAGAAGACCGGCUCAACGGUAGCCUUCUACGUCGCCUCGCGCGGACACCACACCGACAUUGGCGGGCUCGGCGGCACAUCCAUGCCCCCGAACUCGACCGAGCUGUGGCAAGAAGGCGCGGCAAUCCGGUCGUUCAAGCUCAUUCGUGGCGAGACGUUUGACGAGGAAGGCAUCACAGCCAUUCUCCAGAGCCCCGGCGAGUACCCCGGGUGCACAGGCAGCCGACAUAUCGCAGACAACAUCUCAGACCUGAAAGCACAGGUCGCAGCCAACCACAAGGGGAUGGUAUUGGUCCAGGCGCUGAUCGAGGAAUACCGGUUGCCAGUAGUCCAGCUGUACAUGAGCGCCAUCCAAGCGAACGCCGAGCUAGCCGUGCGCUCCUACCUACAAUCCACGCUCUCGCGGCUCGGACCGCACCUCUCAGCCGUAGAUCAGAUGGACAACGGGUCAUUAAUCAGGCUUUCGGUCAGCAUCUCCGCAGACGGGUCAGCAGUUUUCGACUUCACAGGCACAGGCGUCGAGAUGCUAAGCAACAUCAACGCACCACCUGCAAUAACCCACUCAGCCAUCAUCUACACAAUGCGCCUCCUAAUCGGCACAGAUAUCCCCCUUAACCAAGGCUGUCUCGCCCCGAUCGACGUCAUCCUCCCCAAGGGAUCAUUCCUCAACCCGUCCGCCGGCCCAGCCGUCUGCGCCGGUAACACGCAGACCUCGCAGCGGCUCGUCGACGUCAUCCUGCGCGCCUUCCACGCCGCUGCCGCCUCGCACGGCUGCAUGAACUGUCUGGGUUUCUUCGGCGAGGGUGGCACCGACGCCGCGGGCAACAAGCUGCAGGGCUAUGCGUACGCCUUUGGCGAGACGAUCUGCGGCGGCUCAGGGGCUACGGUGGCGCAGGCGGGUGCGUCUGCUGUGCACACCCACAUGACCAACACGCGUAUCACGGACCCGGAGAGUCUGGAGAAGCGGUACCCCGUCAUCCUGCGGGAAUUUGCUAUCCGGUGUGGUACCGGUGGUAGGGGGUAUCAUGAUGGUGGGGACGGCGUGGUGCGCGACAUCGAGUGUCGGGCGCCGCUGAGCUUUAGUGUCAUUACUGAGCGCAGGAGUGUUGCGCCGUAUGGGAUGCAGGGCGGUGCUGAUGGGGAGAGAGGCGCUAACUACUGGGUGCGGCGCGUCGAGGAUGCUUCCGGUGGCAUCGAUUGGCGCUGGGUCAAUAUGGGGUCGAAGAAUAUGGUCCGCAUGCAGACUGGGGAUCGUUGUGUUAUCCAUACACCUGGUGGCGGAGGCUGGGGCUCACCUUCUACAAAUGGAUCUGUGAAAACUGUGCCCAAGAAGAUGAUACUGGCGCAGUAUCCGAGAGCAGGCGGCAGCGUGGCUGCCUAUGCUGCGGCUCAAGAAGCGUCCAACUGA
Molecule: messenger RNA, 3963 nt
Organism: Penicillium alfredii
Lineage: Eukaryota; Fungi; Ascomycota; Eurotiomycetes; Eurotiales; Aspergillaceae
Exons: 8
Coding region: 1-3963 (1320 amino acids)
Biological process (GO): glutathione metabolic process
Cellular component (GO): cytosol
Molecular function (GO): 5-oxoprolinase (ATP-hydrolyzing) activity
Source: RefSeq, a predicted model, not a curated record